AUGGACGCUGCUGUUGGGGCUGAAAAUCGUGAGGAGAAACAGCUUCCUAGUCAGAGAGGAACUGUGAGCUGCAAGCCCAGAAAAGAAUGUUUGCAGAAGAAUUGCAAGUCUGAAGAAAGUGCUACCUCUGACAAUGAAAGUCACGGCAGUGACUCUCCUGGUGCCUGGUCCAACACUCAGUCUGCCCUGGAAGAGUGGGAAGAGGAUGUUUCCAGCACCCCUGAGGCUGUACCUGCUCCACAGCCAGACACUGCUCCUGUGCAUGAGGUGGAGGACUGGGAUAGAGAGUUGGAGGAGGCAGCAUGUAGUCCUUAUGAUGCUGAUGAUUUCAACUGUGGAAGCUUUGAGGGAGAUAAUCUUCUGGCCCCUUAUGUAUGUCAGGAGGAUUGGUUUUAUGACCCUGGGUGCCACCACGCACCGUGCUUUGCUUUUCCACGGAGAGCUAGAAGGGUUGAGAUGGGCCAGUUUGAUGAUGCUGAUGAAUGA
Molecule: messenger RNA, 486 nt
Organism: Acanthisitta chloris (rifleman)
Lineage: Eukaryota; Metazoa; Chordata; Aves; Passeriformes; Acanthisittidae
Gene: COPRS
Product: coordinator of PRMT5, differentiation stimulator
Exons: 3
Coding region: 1-486 (161 amino acids)
Cellular component (GO): nucleus
Molecular function (GO): histone binding
Source: RefSeq, a predicted model, not a curated record